This is a messenger RNA of Rhizoctonia solani, 1092 nucleotides long. Its product is annotated as tyrosinase. The transcript is spliced from 5 exons. Bases 1 to 1092 code for a protein of 363 amino acids. The record is from RefSeq and is a predicted model, not a curated record. Gene Ontology annotation, molecular function: oxidoreductase activity. NCBI's taxonomy places the organism in Eukaryota, Fungi, Basidiomycota, Agaricomycetes, Cantharellales, Ceratobasidiaceae.
AUGCGUGCCGUUUCUCUCUUGACUUUGUUCGCGUCUUGCGCUGCUCUCGUUGGCGCUGCCCCCGCUGCUGAUGCCGAAUUGAGCUCUCUUCAAAGCUGGUUUUGCUGGAACCCAGAGGUUCGGAGAGAAUGGAGGACUUUUUCCAAGAAGGAAAAGGAAGCAUACAUCUCGGCUGUAAACUGCCUUGCCAAGCGCCCCCACAGCAAGCUCCUCAAGGCAUCGUACCCGCGCGCCGAUUUGCCUCCUAUCAACGAGAACUCGAGCUUCUACGAUGACAUGACCUAUAUUCAUAUGGACCUCACCAACCAGAUCCACUACACUGGCUUUUUCCUGCCGUGGCAUCGUUGGUACACCAAUCAACAUGUUACUCAGUUGAGGAAGCAGUGCGGAUACAAGGGUGUUAUGCCCUACUGGGACUGGUCCAAGGAUACUGCGUCGUUCAAUACGUCUGCCAUGUGGGAUUCCGAUCCUACCUCUGGUCUUGGAGGUUUCGGAGACCCUAACAACGACUACUAUGUCAAUAACGGCGGGUUCAAGGACAUGAAGGUUUCAUACCCAAUCAAACGCGGAAUUCGCCGUCAAUAUACGCCUUAUCCUUACCUUAGUUGGUGGUGGGUUCCCAGGCCCCAAGAGGCAGCCGUAGUCGGGAUGCAAAAGUCGUUUGUUGACGAUGCGAUCAACGGCUACGAAGGCGACUUUAUGGGUUUCCAAAACGCGACCGAAAAGGCCCAGGCAUUCCAUGCGAAUGUGCAUAUGAUCAUGGGUGGUGACUUGGCUGGAACUUGCCCGAAAGCUGCUGGUUCCACAUGCCAAGGAGGAUCGACCUGGACGCCCAGCGACCCCAUGUUUUUCUUGCACCAUGCCAAUAUCGAUCGUAUUUGGUGGCUCUGGCAGAUGAAGUCUAUCAGGAACCUCUUUGCUUUCAAGGGCGGAUCCAACAUGACCUACACCGACCCGGCUUUCCCCAACGGAUACCCCCCAUGGUUGAGCGUCACUGACAAGUUGCCUACCGAUGGGUUGUUCCCUCAGCCUACCAUCUUGAGCACCCUGAACACUCUGGGGAGUGGCGAGUACUGCUACAUUUAUGCAUGA